UAACAAAGCAAAGUGUCAUCGCGAAUAAAUGUGGGGUUUGAUAAUAAAGAAUUGCGUUGGUGAACAAUAAUAAUACAAAUCCUAAAUGUAUCGGGCGUAUUACCAGUAGAUACUGAUAUUGCGAUUAUUGGUGAUCCCGGCAGCAAGGAGCUUUAGGAAUUAGCAUCCUGAAAUCAUGGCCUCAAUAUCGGAUGAUGGCAUGGUACUGAGUGGCUACCACAAAAAGCUGAAGACCAUGAAAAAGAAGUUCUUUGUGCUGUACGAGGAGACCAGCACUUCCUCAGCCCGUUUGGAAUACUACGAUACCGAAAAGAAGUUCCUGCAGAGAGCGGAACCAAAGAGGGUUAUCUAUCUGAAGAACUGCUUUAAUAUCAACCGGCGUUUGGACACGAAGCAUAGAUUCGUCAUCGUUUUGUCCUCAAGAGAUGGUGGUUUCGGCAUCGUACUGGAGAGCGAAAAUGAUUUACGCAAAUGGCUGGAUAAACUACUAUUUCUACAAAGGAAUAUCGCCAACACGAAUGGCACAACACACUCAGCUUAUGACCAAGUUUGGCAAGUUGUCAUUCAAAAGAAGGGAAUUUCGGAGAAAGUGGGAAUCACUGGACCGUACCACUGUUGCCUUACUUCAAAAUCCCUGACCUUCGUGUGUAUAGGACCGGAAAAGACUCCCAAUGGCGAUGAUCGAGUUGCUAGCAUUGAGAUUCUUUUGACAACGAUCAGGCGAUGCGGACAUGCAUCCCCUCAAUGUAUUUUCUACAUGGAACUCGGCCGUCAAAGUGUCUUGGGAUCUGGAGAGUUGUGGAUGGAAACGGAUAAUGCAGCUGUUGCUACCAAUAUGCACAAUACGAUAUUAAGCGCUAUGUCAGCUAAAACAGAGUCGAACACGAAUUUAAUAAAUGUCUAUCAAGCCAGACCUGAUAUUAGCCACGAGCCCAUGAGAAAGCGAUCAUCGUCUGCAAACGAAGCUUCAAAACCGAUAAACGUAAUAAACGUUCGCCAAAACUCUCUCGAAUUGCGGAACUGCAGUUCGCCCCAAACUUAUACCUUCGGAAGAGAGCGGUGCGAUAGCUUACCAACCAGAAAUGGAACCCUGAGCGAGUGCAGUAAUCAAACAUACUUUGGAUCCAAUCAUGGGCUAAGAUCUAACACCAUAUCUGGCAUCCGUCCGCACCCAUCCAACAAACACAGUAAUAGUCCAACAUUCGCCAUGCCAUUGAGAUGCUCAGAGUCCGAGUCGUCAAUUAGUAUCGAUGAGUCUGAUGAUAAUGGAAGUUUUAGCCACUACCGAUUAAACACACGGUCAUCGAAAACGGCAAUUCCUGAGGAAAACAUUGAUGACUUUGCAAGUGCGGAAUUCAGCAAAGUCACCGAGCAAAGUGAAAGUGACGAAAACUACAUACCGAUGACCCCAAUUAAGCCGACCUUGUUUGGCGAUGUCAGCCAGGAAAAGGAGAAGGUUGAGAUGCAAAGUUCACAGGAUGCAAACCUGCACUUUGACUUUCCAGAGCACACAUCCGAGAAGCUGGCCAAGGAUUUCGAUGUGGAUUCUGAUAAUCAAUGUGGACGUCCUAUUCGAGCUUAUUCAAUAGGGAACAAAGUCGAGCAUUUAAAGUUAAAUAAGCGCCUGGGAUAUCUAAAUGAUACUGGUCAGAAUCCGAAUCGCGUGCGAGCAUACUCGGUGGGUUCCAAGUCAAAGAUACCGCGGUGCGACUUGCAGCGCGUGGUCCUUGUGGAGGAUAAUAAACAUGAGUUCGGGGCGAAUAGAAGUCAUAGUAGCAUUACAAAGGAUGGUUCUAGCUCUGGGACAAGUGGCAAUCGGGAAAAGAAAUCCACAAGUGCCCCGCUCUUGAGUCUGAAGAACCAGAUAAACCCCGACCGAAUGAGUGACUUAAUGGAAAUUGAUUUUUCACAAGCAACCAAUUUGGAAAAACAAAAGUUCAUCAAGAAUAAUGAAAUUCCCAAACAUAUUGAAAACGUGUUCCCCAAGAGUAUCAGAAACGAUAGCUCCAACUUAGCCUUGAACGCUACAAGUCAGAAAGACAUUUUCAAUGGAACCAAAGUUGGCAACACCACGAGCAGCGCAACAGAGGAUGGUUACCUAGAGAUGAAACCAGUUGGCAAUGCAUAUACGCCCAGUACACCCAGUACGACUUGCCUUUCGAGCAGUAUAAACAUGAUCACUCUGGCAGACUUGUAUGUGAAAAGGGCCAUGCUCGAUGCUAACAAAAUAAGUACAUAUAAUAUUCCUAGAGAGCGGUUAGAGCCAUCCAUAAGCGAAGAAAAGAAGUCUAACUCUCCGGUAAAUGAAAAACCUAAGAGUCCAGAACCCUCAACCGUAGAAAGUAAUAGCAACAUUGACAUUGCACUCGAGACAUUAACCGUGCAAAGCGAUAAACCAAUUAGCGUGGAUGAAAAACUGAUUGAGAACAACAAUUUGGACACGGGUUGUCAUGAGGAAAAGAAACUGGUUCACUCAAUAAGUAGUGAAGACUACACACAAACUAAGGAGAAAUCGAAUGAUUUCACAAAGAUUAACGAAGCGGGCUACAAAAUUCUUCAAAUAAAAAGCGACAGUUCUCUUUUCUCAUCGAAGCCUGGCCAAAAGGGCAUUGCCAAGGAUAAUUUACUAGCGGAAAGUGCUAAUACGAUAGCCGAUCAUGGUUGCAUCUCAGUCACCAAAUUCAAUAUAACUCCAAAGGCAACCGAUUCAAAAGUCGCAGAUCCAAGCAAACAACAGAACAUUCUCCAGAUUAAGGAUUUGAAUUUCCCCUCAAGGUCUUUAUCUCGCAUAUCCCAGACGGAGCUCCACUACGCCACCCUAGAUCUUCCCCAUUGUAGCGGCCAAAACCCAGGAACAUACCUGAAGAAAGGUUCUCGCGAAUCUCCGCCGGUGUCUGCAUGCCCCGAAGUGGGCAACUCCUAUGCGAAAAUUGACUUUGAUCAAUCGGACUCAUCUUCCUCCUCAUCAAACAUAUUUAAUACGUAAAGUUUUAGAAUUUAAAACCAUAUGUAUAUGAUUUGUUUAAUAUUGUACAUUUAUUGUAAAUAUUCUCUGACAAGCAAAGCUUACAAUUUUGGAUGCUAAUAAAUAAAUUUUAUUUAAAUUAUAA
Molecule: messenger RNA, 3110 nt
Organism: Drosophila subpulchrella
Lineage: Eukaryota; Metazoa; Arthropoda; Insecta; Diptera; Drosophilidae
Gene: chico
Product: insulin receptor substrate 1
Exons: 9
Coding region: 176-2986 (936 amino acids)
Biological process (GO): insulin receptor signaling pathway
Cellular component (GO): cytosol; plasma membrane
Molecular function (GO): insulin receptor binding; phosphatidylinositol 3-kinase binding
Source: RefSeq, a predicted model, not a curated record